UUGCACUUUGUGUAUAAAUAAUUAAACUAACAGCCUGUUCCACGAUAUCGAAAGAACACGUUCGCACAACUUUUACACGACAAACAGCUGAUUUCCGUUCCACUAAAAUCCAUCAGAACGAAAAUUUGCACGAAAAUCAAUGCGAAAGAAAACGUAAGCGUUUCAGUGUAAUUUUGCGUUCCACUAUCUUUUUUCUUUCGUACGCAUGCGAACACAAAUGUCAAAAUCAGUCACUUGUGUGUUUGCUGUCGUACGAUAACAAUUAAGGAAAAUCUGUUUUAACAUAAACAUUGCUUAAUUGAAAAUGGAAACAAAAAUCACGAAAAAAUCAUCAACUACACAGCUGCGGGCACUAGUUGAGUAUAUGGAGGAGAAUCCCGAGUUCGCCAGAGGAGUGCCAAUUUUUGGAAGCAGCAGGCAAUCCCUGGAAGACCAUUGGAAGAAGUUAGUUUUUAAAUUAAAUACCAUGGGUCCUCCUUCCCGCACAAUUGCAGAGUGGAAAAAGACGUGGGCCGAUCUAAAGUCCCGCACCAAAAAGAAAAUUGCGGAAAAUAAAAAAGGGCUGCAAGGUACAGGUGGUGGUUUAUACCGGUUUGAGUGCCUAACGGAGCUGGAAACAGCAAUUGACCGGACACUCUUCUUGUCGAAGUCCGCAGCACCAAGUGGUAAAACUUUUGGCUACGCGGACGAAAUAGAUUACUGCUUCGAGGCAUUGGAUACAACACCAUCAAGACCUUCCAAGACCGUAGCAGUGGUAACACCUACCAGGCAGUUCAGCUCCCCAGAAUCACAUACCCAACAACAACAAAUAAACGCACAAACCUGUACCAUCACAACUCAACAAUACCAACCACCAGCCAAAAGACAAAAAAUCUUACCCCAUCUCUACACACAAACUGCAAAACAACAGACACAGUCAGCACAUACACAACAAACACAGAAUGGCAGAUUGUGCCGAGGCCCAAACAAAAAUGCUUAAAUCAAUAGAAUCAAUUCUAUCAACUUUUUUGCAAAACAAUUCACAAAACAAUUCACUAUAGUCCUUUUAUAAUAAUUUAAACUAAUUUUUUAAUUUAAUUUAUUUAAUUUUAUUUUAAUAAAAAAAUUCUUUAAUUUUAUAAAUUUAUUGCAAUUUUUCUCCUUAUUGCGUCAGCUCUGCUUUCAAGAUCAUUAUUGUCAUCCACUUCGUCUUCCAGGUCAUCAUCAAUAACAUCACCUGGCGGCUCUUCAGAUUGGUAGUGUAUGCACAUGUUGUGCAGCGCACAACAUGCAUUUAUAAUUUGCACUACCUUUGCAGCGUCAUAAUGAAGGCCCCGAGAUCCGAUGAUACAUCGGAAUCUGUUUUUUAGGACCCCAAAGCACCUUUCAAUGACGUUACGCGCACUUGCUUACGAUCUAUUUGUCUGACCGGCAUUACUAUUUGCAGACGUGGGCCGAUCUAAAGUCCCGCACCAAAAAGAAAAUUGCGGAAAAUAAAAAAGGGCUGCAAGGUACAGGUGGAGGUUUAUACCGGUUUGAGUGCCUAACGGAGCUGGAAACAGCAAUUGACCGGACACUCUUCUUGUCGAAGUCCGCAGCACCAAGUGGUAAAACUUUUGGCUACGCGGACGAAAUAGAUUACUGCUUCGAGGCAUUGGAUACAACACCAUCAAGACCUUCCAAGACCGUAGCAGUGGUAACACCUACCAGGCAGUUCAGCUCCCCAGAAUCACAUACCCAACAACAACAAAUAAACGCACAAACCUGUACCAUCACAACUCAACAAUACCAACCACCAGCCAAAAGACAAAAAAUCUUACCCCAUCUCUACACACAAACUGCAAAACAACAGACACAGUCAGCACAUACACAACAAACACAGAAUGGCAGAUUGUGCCGAGGCCCAAACAAAAAUGCUUAAAUCAAUAGAAUCAAUUCUAUCAACUUUUUUGCAAAACAAUUCACAAAACAAUUCACUAUAGUCCUUUUAUAAUAAUUUAAACUAAUUUUUUAAUUUAAUUUAUUUAAUUUUAUUUUAAUAAAAAAAUUCUUUAAUUUUAUAAA
Molecule: messenger RNA, 2043 nt
Organism: Musca domestica (house fly)
Lineage: Eukaryota; Metazoa; Arthropoda; Insecta; Diptera; Muscidae
Exons: 3
Coding region: 305-979 (224 amino acids)
Cellular component (GO): nucleus
Source: RefSeq, a predicted model, not a curated record